This is a messenger RNA of Globicephala melas (long-finned pilot whale), 5524 nucleotides long. It is a transcript of the gene CCDC180, whose product is annotated as coiled-coil domain containing 180. NCBI's taxonomy places the organism in Eukaryota, Metazoa, Chordata, Mammalia, Artiodactyla, Delphinidae. The record is from RefSeq and is a predicted model, not a curated record.
ACCGCGUUCUGCGCCAGUUGGGGGUUCAAGGCCGGGUUGAAAUCCCAGCUGAUACCUUGGGCACGUAGACUUUUCCCGGAGGAGCUUGAGAGAGUGAAGCGCAAGCAAUAGCUAUUAUUCUUUGUCCCCAAAGUCAGCCUCGGAUUUGCGCCUGGCGUGGCUGGGAGAGCCGACCUUCUCAGUGAGUUCCAGUUAGGUUCUUGCCUGAGGUUUGUUUCCCUUUUGCUUCUUCGCACCCCUCCCCCUCUUCUUCUUUUAAAGUAAGAACCCUGAGGCCUGAGAGGGGCCCUGAUGCUUUCUCCCAGGGUAGAGGAGUCUCAGCCCCCGUGGACCCGGCCAGCCUGUCUGCCUGGGGAGCCUUGUCCUCGGGGGAGGACUUGUCCUCGGAGGGGUAGGGGGAGGUUUGUCAGUAUCCGUCCGGGUCUAAUAGAGACCAAACCCCAGGCAACAGCUUCCCUGCAGGGGUGUCCAGCCAGAGGCCAAGAUGUCCUCAGUGGGGAAGGUGACCCAAAUUCCCAGCGGGAAUGUCUACCAGCAGAUCUUCGAGGCUGAGGUACAGCUGGUCCACUCCCUGGCAUCCACCAGGAAGCGAACUAUGGAGCGUUCCAUGGCCCCAAAGGAUGGCAGGAAGCUCUUGAUGACGAAGAUGGAUAUUCGUGAAGGGGAGAUGAUGUCUCCUCGGCAGCGGAAGUGGGCGCACAGCCUACCCAAUGACUGGGUCACAGAAAACCCUGUUCUCUACAGGGAAAAGGAAAUAGCCAAGAAGGAGAAAGCUCAAGAGAGUGAGAACAGCACUGCUGCCAGAGAAGUGCGGGGCCUCCCAGACGCCCCCGUUCCUGAGAGGUUCAGCACCAUCACCCUUCAAGGGCGAGAGGAUUACAAGAGGAGGAGCUAUGAGAGUGCUCUGGCCAGCUUUAAGGAGGAGAUCGAUCAGAUUGGGAUGGAAAUGGAACCUCUCAUCGUGGAGCCAGGAGCCCGUCUUUUAAAAAAGCUGGCUGAGUCUGACGAAGACAUCAACAAUCUCUUUGAAAAGGUGGAAAACGACAGCAACCUUGAAGACUACACCAUCCAAACCCUCUUGGAGCUGCGGGAUCAGGUGGCCGAGAAGUUCCUGCUCCAGAAGCAGGAGAUCAAGGAGCUGGAUAAGACGCUGCACUCGCUUGAGUUCUCCCGGGCAGAUAAACUAAAAAGUGUGUUGAAGAAAUACGUGGAAAUCAUAGAGAAAACUUCCUACCUCAUGCAGCCCGACGUGUACAGGCUGAUCAAUAAAGAAGCCACGAUCAUAAACCACGCCCUGCUGGGCAACCGGAGGGCCCUCGCCCAGCUGUUUGUCAACCUGAUGGAGGCCGCGCUGCAGCAGGAGCUCGAUGGCCACCGCCGCUGGCAGGGCCUGGUGGAUGCCUGGAAGGCUCUCAAGAAGGAGGACCUGGUGCAGGGUUUCAGUGAGUUCAUGGCCAGUGAAAGGAUCCAGACUCCUCCAGCUGUGCAGAUGGAGCUGGAGACCAUGUUUAAGAACCAGAGCGCCCUGCAGCAAAAGCGGCUGGACCAUCUCUGCACCAUCUGUGACCUCCUGCCCCCCAAUUACAGCAAAGCUCAGCUGACUGAAUGGCGUUCUACUCUCAACUCCCUGAAUAAGCACCUCGACGCCUACCACGUGGAUUACAUGAUGCGGAUCCGCUUGCAGUAUGAGAAGACCUGGCAGGAGUGCCUGGCCCAAGUGCAGAAGUGCAAGAAGCAGCUGCUGGACUGGAAGGCCUUCACUGAGGAGGAAGCAGAGAGCCUGGUGAGCCCGUCCUUCUUCCAGAUGGUGGGAAAUCUCCAGAGCAAGGCGGAGGAGGAGCUGGAGGCCUUGGAUAAAUCCUUCGAGACUGUGGCGAAGCAGACAGAGCGGCAGAACUCAGAUCUCUUCAGCUAUUUCCAGGAGGCUGUGCAGCUGUGGGAGGUACAUCGGAGCAUGCUGUUGAUGCAGGAGCUGGAGCUCGAGAAGAGGAUGGAGCAGCAGCGGCAGAAGCACAGCCGCGAGAGCCAGGCCCAGGAGGCUCACCUCGAUAAGCUCUUGGACCAACUGAGGCAGCAAAGCUGUGAGAAUAUCCUGAAGUUACACCUGGUAAAGGCCAAAGAUUUUCUGAAGAAUAUGAAAUGCAGGUAUGAGAGUUCUCAUGGCCUCCUGACAAAGGAAGUGAUGGAAUACCCAGCGAUCAUACUGAAGGAACUCAACUCCUACAGCUCUACCCUCAGCCGACACUUCUGUGUUCGUGAAAUCUUUGAACAGAACCUGGAGGGUGAAGUCAUCUUCCGACUGAGGGCACCAGAACCACAUGAAAAGCAAUUCCAGGAGAGAAGGAGAAAACUGAGGGGAAAACAAAGGCCUAAAGCAGACGCGAGCAAAGGUGAGGAAAGCUUAAGUAGGGGAACGAGUUCCCUCAGGCCAGUGGAAGAGAUAGAAGAAGUAGAAGAUCAAGAAAUCGAGUCCCCCACCACUCAAGAGGUGGUAGUAAGCCCACAGGAAAAGUCUGUACUGAGUGAAGAGAUGGAUGAGUCCAGAGGGGACUCUAUUCCGGGAUUAGAAGAAACGCAUGUUGAAAGAGACAGCUCCUUAAAAUCACCCCCGAACCAGGCAAACGUGAUGGUUCAUGAAGAAGAAGAGGAGGAGAAAAAGGAAAAGGUGGAGGAGGAGAGGGAGGAAGAGGAGGAAGAAGAGGAAGAGCAUGAGAGUUCAUCUGUGGAUGAGGUCAGAACCCAGGAAGAGAGUCUGGGAGCGGUCUCCCAUGAGGAAAUGGAGUCCUUCACAACGUCCAGUGGGACCACUUACUUUGUCUUCCUGCCCCUGGAACAAGAAGAGAGUAGCAAGAGGCCCCAUUCCAACCUUUCUGCCAUUCUCUUCAAUGACACUUCCAGUGCCAAGGUCCUAGAACAAGUGAUCAUUCCAUCCAGACUAGUUUUAGAAAUUAAGAAACAGCUUCGAGCUGGCUUUUUUGAGCACUUAGAGAAGUGGUUUGACCAAUGUGCCCUCAAUGCCCGGGUCAUCGUGGCCACCAAGAUUGAUGAGCUGGAUUCAGAACUGGAGCUGCGUCUGCACCUGCACCAGCCAAGAGCCCAGCUCAUUGAAAAGGACAUCCACAACGUCAGGGCAGCCGAACUCUUGCUUCACCAAGAGCGGCUGGACAGCCACUGUGCGGGGGUGAUGGAGAUGCUGAGGAAGGAGAGGAGGAUGUUCUGCCAGUUCCAAGAGGAGCAGAACAUGAGGAGCAAAGACUUCCAGCGCAAGAUUUGCGACAUGGAGCACAUCUUCUUGAACGCCACCAAGAGCCAGAAGCUGGUCACUCUCAGCAGCACUCUGCACCAGGAACUGCUCAGCUACGUCGACGUCGUCCAGGUGUCCCUGCGCAGCUUCCGCCAGUACCUGGAGGAGAGCCUGGGCAAGCUUCGCUACACCAACGUUGAGUUUGUCAGGCACUGCAGAUUGUUCUCAGAGGGAGGCAACUUUUCUUCUGAAGAAAUUGACUCACUGUGUCAUCGACUGGAGAAGGAAGCUGCCCGGAUAGAGUUUGUUGAAAAUUUAAUCAUGAUCAGGAUGGAGAAGAUGGAGAGCGAGUACCUGGACCAGGCUAAUGAUAUCAUCAACAAGUUUGAAAGUAAAUUCCAUAACCUGUCUGUGGACCUUAUUUUCAUAGAGAAAAUCCAGCGGUUGCUGACAAAUCUGCAAGUGAAAAUCAAGUGCGAGGUUGCAAAAUCCAAUUUGCAAACAGAUGGAUUAAAUUCUUCUCUGGAGCAGCUUCAAAGCAAGGUGCAAAUGUGCCAAAGCUCAAGGGGAGAUGAAAAAAUAGUGACCACAGAAGACCUCCUUGGCCUUGUUCGAACUUGGAAAGAAAAACUGAGCUCGAGGAUUCAGUAUCUCAACUGCAAGCUGAACAUGGUAUCUGUGACUCAAGUGGUCCUUACCGACAACAUCUUGACCAACCUGGUGGUAGAGAGUGACAUCCUGGUGUCUUCAGAAGCCCAUGAAGAAGAGGCCAAGGUAGACAUUGUCACCCCCGAGUCCUUCACCCAGCCAAGCCGCAUGGGGAAGUCCCUGAUUGAAGACCCAGCUGUGGAGGUGGUCAGGAGGAUCCUGCAAUUUCCUGACUCCAAAUGUCCAACCCAGCAGUGUGACAAAGAGCGGUCCCAAACAGGCUUGAAGCGACUGCGGAGCCGGGUAGACAACUCCGUGAAGAAGGGCUUGUCCACUGCCAGUGCCACCUUGGCAGCGAGCAUCACACGGUACACCAAGCCCAACAGACUAGAUAGAAAGUACCAGGUGCUCGGAGACAAGCCACCUCCUCCGGCGGAGGAUUUUAAAGGCAUCAUCCUGAGCCUCCUCUGGGAGAGCAACGAGCACCUGCUGACCAUGGUGGAGGAGUUUUACCACAAAGACAAGCACUCAAUCACCAGGCCCGACUGCAUGUACGGAACCUUUGACCAGUGCGCAGAGAACAUCUGCAGGAAGAUCCUGGUGUACCACAGCCAGGCUGACGAGUACCACAACUCCUGCCUCAUAGAAUUACGGGCCCAGAUGAGGAGAUUUGAGGAGCUAUUGCCCCAGGUGUGUUGGCUGGUGAUGGAAAAUUUCAAGGAGCACCACUGGAAAAAAUAUUGCACCUCCACCAAAGAGAUCCGGGGACAGUUCUCGAAUUAUCAGGAACAGCUGGAGAGAAGGAAGGAUGAAAAUGCCCAGAAGCUCCACCCAAAUCUUGGACACCCCGCACGUCUCCAAGAAAUGGAGUCUCUGUGUCAAGUGGAAGAGAAAAGGCAGGAAGAUUUGGACACCUUGAUUGCGGUGACCAGGGAACAGCUGGAGGAGUUCAUCCGGAAGUACAGCCGGUUUUUCAUAGCCAGCUUGGCCACCUUCACUGAGAAGUUCCUGCUGCAGUUGGAUGAGGUGGUCACCAUUGACGAUGUCCAGGUUGCAAAGAUGGAGCCCCCGAAACAGAAAACAUCAAUCCUAAUACGGAGGAAACUCAACGGGCUCUCCCUGGAGGAAGAGAGUGAGAAGCCCCUGAUUGAACGAGGGAGCAGGAAGUGGCCAGGAAUCAAACCCACUGAAGUCACCAUCCAACACAAGAUUCUCCUCCAGAAAACACCAUCAAUCACCACCACCAAAACGACCCUGGGCCACCUGGCAUCUGUGGAAGCUCGAGAUGCUAUCUAUUUGAAAUAUUUAGCGUCAUUGGAAGAGGAGUUGAAGAAGAUCCAGGAUGACAGCACACUGCAGGUGAAGGAGGCUCAGCGCUGGAAGGACAGCUGGAAGCGCUCUGUGCACACCAUCCAGGACCUGUACUUGUGACACCCUCAACCCACUCCCAAUAAAGGCUUAUUUUGUGUGGACUCUUCAUCCAUCCACCCACCCUUCUUCCUUCCAUCCAUCCAUCCUUCCAUCCAUCCAUCCAUCCAUCUCUGCUCUAUGCCCAGCGCUGUACCUUCACAGUGACCAGGACACGUUGUGGUCCCUGCCCACAUGGAGAUCACUUCCAAUGAGGAACACAGA